AUGCUCGGCGCCUCUGUUCUCUUCCUCGCCCUUGCCGCGGUCGGCCUCUCCCAGGAGAUCCCUGAAGGCUACCGCACCGUGUACAUCACGUCGAAUGUAGACCCCAAGUUUGUCAUCGUCGCGAAAGAGCGGACCGCCGGCAGCACCACCAUCGUCAAGACGCGCAAUGACACGCCGGAGCAGCAGUGGUACCUCCAGGACGGCGCGACCAAGAUUCAGCUGGCUGGUACCACGCUCUGCAUGGACGGAGGCGCUGAGGCCAACUGGAAGGACAUGGGCAACAUCUACGUCAACGAGUGCGCCGAAACCGAAUCCCAGAAUUGGUUUGUCAUGGACGACGGCCGCAUCGCGCUGGAGCCCUCAGAUCAGAAGCAGUGCGUCGACUUGGUCUACAUGAGGGCGGUGGAGAACAAUGCCGUCGGGCUGUACAGCUGCGCUGGAUUGGGAAACAUCGGGGCGGCCGACAAGGGGAUCAACUGGCCGUUGGUCGAUGCCACAGCUUGA
Messenger RNA from Chaetomium fimeti, 504 nucleotides. RefSeq lists its product as uncharacterized. NCBI's taxonomy places the organism in Eukaryota, Fungi, Ascomycota, Sordariomycetes, Sordariales, Chaetomiaceae. Bases 1 to 504 code for a protein of 167 amino acids. The record is from RefSeq and is a predicted model, not a curated record. The transcript is spliced from 4 exons.